AUGGAUGCACUUCCUGAUACUUCGCAAUCCACCUCAUCCAGAUGCUCGACGCCUACCACACCCGACACACCCGUCUCGCCCGCCUCUUCGACCACAAGUUCGUACUUUAGCUCGUCCUCGUCCUGCGAGCCGCAGGUCCCAUUUCAAAUCAUCGUCACAUUCGACGGCAAGGUGCGCGAGAUGCUGCGGAUAGAGCGCGAUGAAAACUCGCCUAUCCAGGCACCUAGACCACGAAAAGCACCUAGGCCGAGAUACUAUGCAAGGAACACAGAUUAG
Bipolaris zeicola 26-R-13 is the source of this 276-nucleotide messenger RNA. RefSeq lists its product as uncharacterized. The record is from RefSeq and is a predicted model, not a curated record. The coding region runs from base 1 to 276 and encodes 91 amino acids. The transcript has a single exon. Lineage: Eukaryota; Fungi; Ascomycota; Dothideomycetes; Pleosporales; Pleosporaceae.